This is a messenger RNA of Cylicocyclus nassatus, 528 nucleotides long. Lineage: Eukaryota; Metazoa; Nematoda; Chromadorea; Rhabditida; Strongylidae. The record is from the annotation of a GenBank genome assembly.
AUGGACGUAACACACAAUCGCAGCGUAAUCAGUGAUAAGAGAACUACUCCUUUGAAAGGCAAGGCCUCAGAUUUCAUCGUCAAUAUGGUGCUCAAGAAUGAGCGUAUUCUUCUUCGGGAACAACAACUGAAUCUACUUAACUAUGCUCUAUCUGGCUCAUACUACAGUUGCAGAGAUUUGGAUACUUGCGAGUGGCGCAAAAAUGUCAUGGAUAAGUUGGCUCAACAGGAGAAACAGAUCAGGAAGCAAAAUACCGAGAUUCUGUCACUCAAGUCCUGCAUAAGACGACUUGUGCUGGUUUGUACGGAGAUGAUUUCGCCGGGAUCGGAGAAAGAAGUCGGUGAUCUGCUAACAGAUGUGCUAAGCACGGUCACCACAGGAAGCACUCAUGGCUAUGGAACAUUUCGAAGAACACGUGCAACCGUCGCUGACUACCUCUACAUCAAGUGCGCUUACCAGUUCAUAUUUCAUGACAAUCCAUCCAUCUCUCUUCCGAGCAACUACUACCCCCACUACAUCUCCAUCUAG